CUUUCUCCCGUCUUCUCCACCCCGUGUUCCCUUUCUUGCACUGUAAGUGCCACUCCACAAAGCUUCAUCUCCAUUCUCGUCUCCUUUCCCUUUCUCAUAGCCAAAAUCUGCAGGAAAUCUCUGUUUGUUGUAUGUUCGAGUUCUGGGUAUGUUGGGGCGUGGGGUUCUUGAGUGAGUAGGAAGCUAAGAGGAGCUGAGGGGAGGUGGAAAUGGGGUCGGUUAGCAAUUUUGUGAUCAGGUGGAUCAAUUUUCUCACAAUGAUUUUAGCCGUGGGUGUAUUUGGUUUUGGGGUCUGGAUGGGUGCUAAUCACGAUGGCUGUAGAAAAUCUGUAGCUCUCCACAUUAUUGUUCUUGGCGCGUUGAUAUUUGUAGUAUCUGUUUUUGGAUUUCUUGGUGCGUGGAAGAGCAACCCCUUUUUAUUGUGGAUUUACUUGAUCAUGCUGUUCUUCAUUUUGGUGGCAAUCUUGAUGCUUACAGUCUUGGCAUUUAUUGUAACAAAUAAUGGCUCUGCUCACAGCGUAAAUGGUUUGAGGUACAAGGAGUACCAACUUCAAGAUUACCAUUCAUGGUUCCUAAAGCAACUCAAUAGCUCGCACAACUGGGAACGCCUGAAGAGCUGUCUUGUCAAAGAAGCCGACUGUGAUAACCUGUCCAAAAGAUAUAAGACUCUCAAACAAUAUAAAUCUGCAAAACUAAGUCCAAUCGAAGCGGGUUGCUGCAGACCACCAUCUGAGUGUGGUUAUCCUGCGAGGAACGCCUCAUAUUACGACUUGAGCUUUCAUCCGACCAGUUCCAAUAAGGAUUGCAAGCUGUACAAGAACAAAAGGGACAUUAAGUGUUAUAACUGCGAUUCCUGCAAGGCUGGCGUUGCUCAGUACAUGAAAACAGAAUGGAGGGUCGUCGCAAUCUUUAACCUCAUCCUCUUCAUCGUCCUGUCGAUGAUCUACUUCGUGGGAUGCUGCGCGAGACGAAAUGCUGCCAGGAACUGCUCCAAAGUCUGAGAGGUUGCAGUGGUGCUUGUGUAUUAGCAAUGUUCUUGUGUGUAUUGACAAUCCAUUUUUUCUAAACAAAUGUUCCCACUUGCAAGAAGAUUUAGAUGGAGAUAUUAAUUUGUGAAAAAAAAAAAAAAAAAAAAAAAUGACAACUAUCUAACUUUUAAGGUUCAUUUGGAAAAUCAAAGUUGUGUUCAAAAUGUGAUAAAUGCAUUCAAUUAA
This is a messenger RNA of Ipomoea nil (Japanese morning glory), 1214 nucleotides long. Its product is annotated as tetraspanin-10. Gene Ontology annotation, cellular component: plasma membrane; plasmodesma. The transcript is spliced from 11 exons. Lineage: Eukaryota; Viridiplantae; Streptophyta; Magnoliopsida; Solanales; Convolvulaceae. Bases 210 to 1001 code for a protein of 263 amino acids. The record is from RefSeq and is a predicted model, not a curated record. Gene Ontology annotation, biological process: auxin-activated signaling pathway.